GCCCCCUAGCUGCUACCUGCUCGACUCCUCGGUCCCACCUGGACUUUCAGAGGACGCAGGAUGAGUCUGCCGGACUACAAAUCAACUGGUAGACAACCUUCAUCUGUGCUCUCGCGCUCUCCUGUGGUUCAGCUAAAUGUCGGGGGUCACCUGUUCAGCACCACACUGAGCACGCUCAGAAGACAUCCAGACUCCAAGGUGGCGGAGCUGUUCGGCUCUCAGCCCAAAGUCAGCACCGACGCUCAGGGACGCUUCUUCAUCGACCGCGACGGUUCCCACUUCGGAGCCGUUCUGGAGUUCCUGAGGUCGGAGAAGCUGCCGACGGAAAACAUCCAGGAGGUGUAUACAGAAGCGAUCCACUACAACAUCAAGGAACUGAUCAAACGUCUGGAGGAGACGCCUGAGCUGUUUGGGGAGCUGGUGGGGAGACAGCAGUUCCUCUCCAGGGUCCCGCACUACAAAGAAAACAUCGAGGUUCUGAUCCGUAUUGCCAGAGCGGAGGCCGUGGCCGCGCGCCGCUCCACCAUCCUCAUCUGCGUCAUGCGGACGGAGGACGACCUGGGUUUCUAUGACAACGCCGUAAACAGCCUGGAGGCGGGCACGGAGUCUGCGGUGACGUUCGGGCCGUGGAAGGCCGACCCGUCCGUCAGAGACCUGCUGGACUGCGUGAAGAUGGACAUCGCGCGUCGCGGCUACAACGUUAGCAUCGAGGCGCACGCGCCCGAGCGCAGCUUCCUGUCCAAGAGCUACGACUUCUUCUACAAACUCACCUUCACCUGGUGGUGACGAGGCGCCCGGGAACUAAACGACUGCACUUUAUUAAUUAAUUAUAAUGAGCUGCACCUUCUGCUUUUCUGAAGGAAUAUUGUUCAAUCAAAAUAAAAUACAUCAAUCUUUUUUUUAAAGGGGAUUUGUUAUGCAAAAUUCACUUUUUUUUUCUUU
Molecule: messenger RNA, 942 nt
Organism: Xiphophorus maculatus (southern platyfish)
Lineage: Eukaryota; Metazoa; Chordata; Actinopteri; Cyprinodontiformes; Poeciliidae
Gene: kctd14
Product: potassium channel tetramerization domain containing 14
Exons: 4
Coding region: 61-786 (241 amino acids)
Biological process (GO): protein homooligomerization
Molecular function (GO): protein binding
Source: RefSeq, a predicted model, not a curated record